Molecule: messenger RNA, 3236 nt
Organism: Lemur catta (Ring-tailed lemur)
Lineage: Eukaryota; Metazoa; Chordata; Mammalia; Primates; Lemuridae
Gene: CKAP2L
Product: cytoskeleton associated protein 2 like
Exons: 9
Coding region: 41-2260 (739 amino acids)
Cellular component (GO): mitotic spindle; centrosome; cytosol
Source: RefSeq, a predicted model, not a curated record
CCAGGCGCGGCCUUUGAAGAGAAACUGUCACAGAGGAGGCAUGGUGGGGCCCGGGCCCAGGCCCGCCGCCGCUGCUGCCGCGGAAGAGCGGCAGAGAAAGCUUCAGGAGUACCUAGCAGCCAAGGGAAAACUGAAGAGCCAAAACACCAAGCCUUAUCUAAAAGCCAAGAAUAAUUGCCCAAAUCUACCACCUUCUAAAUCUACUAUUAGACCCCAAAAGGAUAUUACCAACCGUGUUGUUUUGCCUGUCAACGAUAAAAGGUCCGUUAGCAUCAAACUCCAGCCCAGACCAGCCAAUAUUACAGGGUGCCAAAAGCCAAAGUUGGAGCCACCAAAACUUCUAGGCAAAGGGCUGAUUUCAAGAUAUGUUUCUUCUAACUCAAACUGUAAGCCUUCUAGCAAGAGUCAUCAGCAGCAUGAAGCUGGAUCAUCCACUGUGGGAGAACUAUCAAGAAAACCCAUGGGGUCGCUUAAAAUACAGGAAGUGAAAACUACAAAACAACAGGUAAUAGAUCAAGGAACUGCUAAAUGUACAGACUCUGUGGACAACACUCAUGUUGAAAACGAAUCUUUGGAUAAGUUUCUAAAAGAGAUAAAUAAAGAGAACUUACCCCAAACCUUAUCAAAUCCUGAGAGGAAGCCAGAUCCUGAAUUAUGUACCAUAAGUAAGCCAAAAACUAACUCUUCUAAUCUAACCAAGAGCAAUUUGGCUCCUAAACAAGUCGUGGGCAAAAGUUCAGUUAAUAGUGUUGACAGAAUUAAUAAACAAUUUGUUGGAGAAACACAAAUCAGGAUUCUGUCCAUAAAAUCACACCAACUCUUGAGAGGAACAAAUCUUGCAAGAGCAGGAGAAAAACCCCCAAGGACAGUUCCCUCUUGCUUUAAUCAGAGCCUUAGUAAGACUCAAUCAUCAAAGAAACCAGUGGUCAACCAGAUAAAGGUAAUUAGGAAUAAAUAUGAAAGACCAAAUGAAAGUAAGUUACAGUCAUACCCUGUUGCUGAACAGAAAGUAAAACAUACCAAACCCAGGACAGACUCCAAUUUGCUUCAGGGAGGAAAUAACAACAGACAUCCAAACAUCAAGCAAAAUCAGAAAUACACUCAACCUUGCUUUAGACCUCAAACAUGUGUUCUGCAAAAAUCAAAAGCCAUGAGCCAGAAACAUAAUGUAACAGCUGGCAGCUAUAAUUCAGUUGUUCCAUGCACCCCUAGCACAAGAGCAAAUGGAACCAAUGGUAAUAAACGCGGCAACAGCUUUCAACAAAAAGCACACACUUUGGACUGCAAGUUGAAAAAAGCUGUUCCCCAGAACCAUUUUCUGAACAAGACAGCUCCCAAAACUCAAGCUGGCGUCACAAACAUAAAUGGAAGAAGAGUCCCAAAUGAGACCCAAAUGAAUCCAAAUAUUAAAAAGAAGGCAACUGUAGAGGAUCGAAGGAAACAACUGGAAGAAUGGCAGAAAUCUAAGGGGAAAAUCUAUAAACGGCCUCCUAUGGAAAUUAAGACAAAAAAGAAAGUAAUAGAGGAAAUGAAUAUUUCAUUCUGGAAGAGCAUUGAACAAGAAGAGGAAGAAAAGAAAGCACAACUGGAACUGUCCAGUAAAAUUAACAACACUCUGACAGAAUGUUUGAAGCUCAUUGAAGGGGGUGUACCUUCUAAUGAAAUACUUACCAUAUUGUCCAGCAUUCCUGAGGCUGAAAAAUUUGCUAAAUUUUGGAUCUGCAAAGCAAAGUUGUUGGCAAGUAAAGGCACCUUUGAUGUUAUUGGGCUAUAUGAAGAGGCCAUUAAAAAUGGAGCGGCACCAAUACAAGAGUUGCGAGAAGUUGUUCUUAAUAUUUUGCAAGACCUAAACAGAACCACAGAAGUUGCUGAAAUGAAUAUAACAUCAGUGGAAGAACUGGAUAAGAAGAUGGAAUCUGUAAAGUCUUGUCUUUCUCCAAAAGAGAAUGAACAAGUUAUAGCAACACCCCAAAUAACCAAGGCAGAACAAGAUAAUUAUUCUGGUAUCAAAUUACAGAUUGCUCCAAUCCCUAGAAUAAAUGGAAUGCCAGAAGUGCAAGACAUGAAGCUUAUCACUCCUGUUCGGCGAUCAGCAAGAAUCGAGCGAGCAGUGUCCCGCUACCCAGAAAUGCUCCAGGAACAUGAUUUAGUAGUGGCUUCUCUUGAUGAACUAUUAGAAGUGGAAGAAACAGAGUGUUUUAUAUUCCGUAGAAAUGAGGCUUUGCCUGUAACAUUAGGAUGUCAAAUCCUCGAAUCAUAAUUUCUUAAAGCUUUUUUUAAAAAGAUGUUUCACAGCUUUUUAAAAAUUCUCUUGUGUCUUCUCUCCAUGAGAUAAGAAAUUCUCUUGUCCAAGUAACCUGGAAAAAUAUAUGUAAUGAAUGGAAAGGCAUCAUGGAUGCAGAUGGACUCUGAGAACUUAGGAAAAAAUUCACUGGGCUUACUCUCAAAUUGUAUAUGCCCAUGGGAAAGUCUUUGGUUUAUAUGUUUAAGACUACAGUUUGCCACAGUUUUACAGUAUACAUAAAUUUUAAACUUCUGAAUAUUAAUUUACCCCACAACUAUGAUAAAAUUUUGCACUUUAUUGAUCUACUUUAAUCCCAGCAUAGUUAUUUUUUAUAAACAGAAGGUUGGUGCCGCAAUAUGACGGACUUUCUUUUCUGUAUCCACGUAAGCAGAGAGAGCAAGGAAGAUCUGAGCUUUGAAACUAGUUUUCCAGGCUCAGUGAAACGUGACAGACAGCCAGAUCAAAUCCUCUUGUUUUACAGAUGAGUUUAUACUAGCUAUGCCUUUGCUCAGAGGUCACAAAUGACAUGUGUGAUCUUUGUCUUCACCACCAUGUCCUUGUAAAUAAGGGGUAAUUCUUAUCCUUUCUGUGCCAGGUCUCCUUAAAUGAAGCACAAUCCUGAAUUGGGGUGGUCAUCUAGCUUUUUAUAUCCAAACCUAAUUUUGCAUUUGUUAUUCAGAAACACUUCAAGUGAAAACAAAAGAGGACAGGGGAGAGGUGUGGGAAGGGGACACUUGCUUCAAUUCUUUCCUUGGCUAGGGGUAGCUGGCCUGAGAAGGCAGUGUGAGUCCCAGAGACUAUAAUAAGUUGCUUUUCCUUCUCCUGGGCAACUGCUCUUGGAAAGGCAAAAUCAGAGUCAUUAUGUAAAUACAAUGUGUAGGAAAAUGUAGUUAACACAUUUUAAAUUUUAGCUUUCUUAACUAAAAUUAAAAAAAAAACAAGUUUUUGUUCA